Messenger RNA from Parathielavia appendiculata, 3609 nucleotides. RefSeq lists its product as uncharacterized. Gene Ontology annotation, biological process: DNA repair; proteasome-mediated ubiquitin-dependent protein catabolic process. NCBI's taxonomy places the organism in Eukaryota, Fungi, Ascomycota, Sordariomycetes, Sordariales, Chaetomiaceae. Gene Ontology annotation, cellular component: nucleus; site of double-strand break. The transcript has 3 exons. The record is from RefSeq and is a predicted model, not a curated record. Gene Ontology annotation, molecular function: nucleic acid binding; protein binding. Bases 86 to 3571 code for a protein of 1161 amino acids.
AAGCUCUCAAGGAGCUCUGGUUCCCACGAAUGUGACCUUCCAUGGUUCUACUCCUGCAGUUCCCUGUCGCCAUUAUCUGCUGACAAUGGCCUACAUAGCUCCCAUCCAUCGGCCUAGCAGCGUGCGGCAUGCCCUGCGUAGCCAUCUCCUCUCGGACGAGGAGGAGAGCUUGGUGCUUGCAAAGGCCAACCGACUGGAGAUAUGGCGACUCUCCGACGGCCAGCUCAGCCAGGCCUAUUCCAAGGUUGUCAACGGCACCAUCGUCAUCCUCGAGAAGCUCCGUCCGAAAGACUCCAAAACCGAUCUCGUUUUUGUCGGAACCGACCGGUUCGAGUAUUUCACGCUCAUAUGGAACCCCGAGAUGUCACAACUAGACACGGGAAACCCCGACAAGGACCCCGGCGAGCGCCACAUGCGCGAUUCGCAGAGCCAGGACCGAUGUCUGGUUGACCCAUCCGGGAGAUUCCUGGCCAUGCACCUGUGGGAGGGGGUCCUAACAAUCAUGCGGCUGGGGGAUCGGAAAAGCAACGCGAUGGAGCUCACAUUCAUGGACCAAGUGCGACUGUCCGAGCUCUUCAUCAGGGCGAGCACCUUCCUGUACACGGAAACGGGGCAUCCCAAGAUCGCCUUCCUGUACCAGAGCAGGGCUGACUCGGGCGACGCGAAACUGGCCAUCUACCGCCUCACCAAGGAUGAUCGCCAUACACAACCUUCGAGCUUUGACCCCGACCGGGACAGAGAGUACGAGAAGGAUAUGCCGGAUCCCAGCGCAUCCAUGCUGAUACCCGUGAAGCCUUUCGAGGGAGAAGUCAAGCGGCACAACGUGCGGAAUCUCGAGUCGGCCAGGGCGCACCUCGGCGGCCUGAUUGUGGUGGGCGAGACGAGGCUGCUGUACAUCGACGAAGUCACGAAGAUCCCCGUGGAAUCGGCGCUGCGGGAAGCUUCCAUCUUUGUCGCCUGGGCCGAGCUUAAUGUCAAAAACUACUUAUUGGCCGACGACUAUGGGAGCCUACAUUUGCUUACCCUGAAUACCGAAGGCGUCGUGGUGACGGGAAUGGAUGUCAACUACAUCGGAAAGACGUCGCGCGCGAGCAAGCUGGUGUAUCUUGGGGACAACCUGUUGUUCGUUGCCUCCCAUUACGGCGAUAGCCAGCUCUACCGACUUGAUCUCGAUAGUGAAGACUCCAGUCGUUAUUUGCAACUGGUGCAGACCCUCGACAAUAUCGGGCCGAUCUUGGACUUUACCAUCAUGGAUAUGGGCAACAGGGGGGACGAAGGCCAACUAGGGAACGAGUACUCGUCCGGCCAGGCUCGCAUCGUCACCUGCAGCGGAGUGCACAAGGACGGAACGCUCCGGAGUGUGCGCAGUGGUGUCGGGCUCGAGGACGUUGGCAUCCUCGCUGAUGUGGAUCACUGUCGCGGUCUCUUCUCGCUAAAGUCUUCCGGAUCACCCAGGUUUGAUGUCCUGGUCGUGUCAUUCUUGACCGAGACGCGUGUAUUUCGGUUCGACGCACAGGGCGAGGUUGAGGAGGUAGAGUCAUACUCGAGAAUAGUUUUCGACCAGCAGACGUUACUAGCGAUGGAUCUCCCCAAUGGCACGCUCCUGCAGGUCACCCCGGCCGCUGCCACCGUUCUCGACGCAGAAAGCGGUUCCUUGAGAGCAGUAUGGAGACCGGACCGGCAGAAGACUAUCAUCAGCGCAUCGGCAAAUCCCGGCUGGCUCUUGUUGUCUGUAGAUGGCACGGAGCUAGUGUCUUUAAACUUAUCCGAAGAGAUAUGGACCAUUCGACAGAAGGAUAUCGGCAGUCAAGACCAAAUUGCUUGUAUUCACGUACCGCCACAGAUGAGCGGCAUUGGCGUGGUCGGCUUCUGGUCGUCGGGCACUGUCUCCAUUGUCGACCUCGACACGCUGGAGCCAAUACACGGUGAGACGCUCCGCACAUCAAAGGACGACGCCUCCAUCCCCCGCGACCUUGCCCUUGUGCAAGUCCUGCCCCUCCGCGUAUUCGAGCCUACAUUAUUCGUUGCCAUGCAAGACGGCAACAUCAUCACCUUCAACGUUUCCCCCGACCUAGCGCUCUCGGGACGAAAGCGCGUCAUCCUGGGCAUGCGCCAGGCGCGAUUCCACCUCCUCCCGCAGCCCAACGGCAUUCACAGCAUAUUCGCCACCACCGAACACCCCAGCCUCAUCUACGGCGCCGAGGGGCGGAUAGUCUACUCGGCCGUCACCGCCGAGGAAGCGACCUACAUCUGCCCUUUUGACGCGGAAGCCUUCCCGGACUGCAUCGCCGUCGCGACCGACUCGCAGCUCAAAAUCUCCCACAUCGACCGCCAGCGCCGCACGCACGUGAGAACCAUCCGCAUCGGCGAAAUGGUCCGCCGCAUCGCCUACUCCCCCAAGGAGAAAGUCUUUGGCCUCGGCUGCAUCCGCCGCGAGCUGGUGGCCGGCGAGGAGCUCGUGCAGUCGUCUUUCCAGCUCGUCGACGAGGUCCUCUUUGACCGCGUUGGCAAGCCGUUCCCGCUCGGGUCGCCGUCCUACACGGAACUCAUCGAGUGCGUCGUGCGCGCCGAGAUGACCGACUCGUACGGCAACCCGGCCGAGCGGUUCAUUGUGGGGACGAGCUUCCUGCCGGACCCGGAUUUCGGCCCCGGCACGGACGCUCGCGGGAGGAUGCUGUUCUUUGGGGUCGACGGGGAUCGGAAUCCGUACCUGAUUCUGAGCCACGAUCUGAAGGGCGCGUGCCGGUGCCUGGCCGUCAUGGAGGACGGGCGGACCAUCGUCGCCGGCCUGACCAAGACGGUCGUGGUAUGCCGGUACGAGGAGACGUCGACCACCACGGGCGAGGUGACGCGGCUGGCAUCGUACCGGCCCGCGACGUACCCGGCCGAGAUCACGGUGCGCGGCAACAUGAUUGCCAUCGCGGAUCUGAUGAAGUCGGUUGCGCUGGUCGAGUACGUUCCUGCUGCUAGCGGUGGGGAGAAGGGGACCGGCGGCGGCGGCGCGCCCAAGCUGGUGGAGCGGGCUAGGCACUUUGGCAGUGUGUGGGCGACGGCGGUGGGGCAUGUGGAGGGGGAGAGCUGGCUGGAGGCGGAUGCCCAAGGGAAUUUGAUGGUGUUGAGGAGGAACUUGAAUGGGGUUACGGACGAGGACAAGAGGCGGAUGGAGGUCACGAGCGAGAUGAACCUGGGCGAGAUGGUGAAUCGGAUACGGGGGGUGGAGGUGGAGACAUCACCGGGGGCUAUGAUUGUGCCGCGGGCCUUUUUGGGGACGGUCGAGGGCGGCAUCUACAUGUUUGGCACGGUUGCGCAGGGUUUUCAAGACCUGCUGCUGACGUUCCAGGCGAGGUUGGGCGAUGUCAUCAAGACGGCUGGCGACAUCGAGUUUAGGUCAUACAGGGCGUUUAGGAACGCGGAGCGCGAAGGGGAUGGGCCAUUCCGGUUUUUGGACGGGGAGCUGUUGGAGAGGUUUCUCGAUGUGGAUGAGGCGACUCAGGAAGCCAUUUGCAAGGGAUUGGGCCCAACCGUCGAGCAUAUGCGGAAUUUGGUAGAGGAGCUGCGACGCAUGCAUUAAAGGGUUGCCCUGGUAAGCAAUAACGUUAUUGAACAUUG